Dreissena polymorpha is the source of this 1226-nucleotide messenger RNA. RefSeq lists its product as uncharacterized. The record is from RefSeq and is a predicted model, not a curated record. Lineage: Eukaryota; Metazoa; Mollusca; Bivalvia; Myida; Dreissenidae. Bases 114 to 1157 code for a protein of 347 amino acids. The transcript is spliced from 3 exons.
UACAAUCGUUGUGUAAGGACUUUAUUGACUGUAUGAUAUCUGAUACACUAACGCAAUAGCGAAUUUCAGUUCACACAAUUUUUCUCAUCGAAAGAGCUUAUAAUUCAUGUAUAAUGUCGAAUUUACAAACUGAAAAAUCAGCUUAUACAGGAUUAGAAUCACCGGUCGAUGUUAAUGUUGAUAUUCACAAGCAAAAGUGUAAAGAUCACACUGAUGAAAACCAGUCGUUUUAUUGCGAGAAACAUUAUGUAUGUAUUUGUGGUCGUUGUGUUUUUUCAAAUCACUUUUCUUGUUUGGAGACGGUGGUUGAUUUAAACAAUGUCCAGCACGACGAAGAACACGCGAAUAAGAGUGUUUCUACAUUGCAAGUAUUGGACCAAGAAAUGGACCACAUUAUGGCCGAAAUAGACGAAAACAGACAAAUAAAUGAUACAUGUAGAUCAAACUAUGCAAAAGACAUACAUGAAUUUCACGAAGCAUUAGUCCAGCAACUGAAAAUGUUGAUGAUAAAAGCAGAAAAAGAAAGUGAUAACUUACACAAACAAAAUACAGACGUACUUGAUGAAACGGCACUUAAAUGUAAUGAACAUAAACAAGUUUUACGGCAGCAAAUACAAUAUUUAGAUGAGUUAGAACAUAAAAAGCAUUAUAAGCAUUUAUUCGUUGCACUUCAGGGAAUGGAGAAAAAUAUUAAUUCAUUUAAAGAUAAAAACGUUAGAUUUAGACAUGAAAAUCAUAUUUAUCAAUAUGAAUUUGUUCGCAACUUCAAGAUUGAUAAACUAAUCAAGGAAGAUCAACAUAUUGGAAAACUUAAAAUUGAAUGCGAUGGGAGUGAAGAGGUAAUUGAAAUCACCGAGGAGAAGGUGGCGGGCGUUGCUGAUAAAGGAAUGCGAGAUGAGAAAAAUGAAGAGAAAAUACCAGAUGAAAAAGAAAAUGCAAAGAGUUAUCCUUUAGAACAUGAAAACUUUGAAGGGUUACAGCGCGAUUAUGGUGAAAAAUUGGAGCGUAUUAAAGAGUUAGAAGAAUCUAUUCGAAAACGAGAAGAGGUGCACAGACACAAAGAGAUUCAGUUUGAUGAGCAGCUGAAAGAAAAAGAUAUGACAAUUUCCAAACUAAAAAAAGCAUUAAUGUUGAAGAAGAGAAAUGCCACAGUUUGAAACGGGAAUAUGAACAGAAAAUUAAAAAACUAAAAGAAUUUGCUGAACGGAAGAUUACACAACAACAUG